GUUUAACUGUCAAUAUGACAUCUUCAUGCAUGGUUGCAGUAGUUUCUGAAACUCUAAUAUCAUUUUUAAACCAUAAAAUUAUCGUGCAAAAUUAAAAUAAGCUAAUGCGGAAUUAUUAAAAACAAAUAUUUCGUACUUCUUUUGGAAACAUGAAUAAAAUUAAACAAAGGUCACGAUCAUCACGGUCUUCAGAUCGAUCUUCAACUCAGUCUGGAACCUAUUCGACUUCGAGAUCAAGAUCAGCAUCUGACUCGAGAUUGCGAUCUCAAUAUGAUAGGAAAGUAACAGACUUGGAACCUAUAAAAAGCAUCUCUAGCAGCUUAGAAGUUCACACAAGUCGAGGAACAGUUAUAUACAAUGGAAUAUGUAACGGUCCAGACUAUUACAGCAGAAUCCUGGGUCCCACCGUAGACGAAAGUAUAUUAGUCGGUCUUAAAAUGUUAAUUAAUAUGGGCUUCGCACUACCUAAUUGUAAUGACUAUCCACCUAGGCAAGAAUUGCCUGUCGCCCCUGAAAGUGCUACAGAUGUUGCAUCCCAAACUGAAUCCUCAGGAACUGAAAGUAAAACGUCUCAAACGACAGAAAUUGUAUCUAGCGUGAUAUCUUCUGCAGACGUGCCUAUUGGAGUCAGUGAAGAAACCUACGCCGUGGAUUACGAAGCUUCGAUAUCUGAAAAAUCUGAAACUCCGGAAUCAAUAUCCGAACCUCCCGAAACAGAGUCUGAAUCUCCCGAACCAAAAUCCGUUUCAAGCGAGAAUUUGACUAACAUAUCGCCUAGUUUAUCUUCCGAAGAACAAAUAAUAGAACCUACAAAAACAAGCACAAUUUUAAUUUCAGAACCAAUUUCAGAACCAAUCAUGGAAGACACUCUAUCAAAAGAGGAAGAACGUGAAGUUAGUACACAUAAUUCAGAGAAAUUGGUUGAGGAAGAUCCUGUUGCGGAACCAGAUGUUGAAUCAGUUGUAGAAUCAGUUAAAGACGAAGAAAAAUCUGAAGAUGUUAUAAGAGAAGUAUCGCCGAUAAAAAUUGAAGAAGAAAUUGCCGAAGUAGCGCCAGAAAAAAUUGAAGAAGAAAUAUCAGAAGAAGCGCCAUUGGAAAAAAUUGACGAAGAAAUGGCUGAAGAAUUAUCGGAAAAGAUUGAGAAAGAGAUAUCAAGAGUAGAAGUUAAAGAAAAUAUUCCAAAAGAAAUUCCAGAAGAAAUUCCAGAAGAGUUUGAACAAACGGCAUCCUAUAAAAGUGAAGAAACUAGAAAAUCUGAAAAAGAAAACGAAAUAGAAAAACAAGAAUUUACAGAUCCUCAGUCGACAGUUACAGAAGAAGAAUUACAAACAGAAGGCGUUAGAAUAGAUGACGACAUAUUGAGCCUAUCGGAAGUCGUAGGAAAUGCAAGUGACAAAAGUCAAGAUGACUCGGAAACGUCAGAAAUCCUAUCAACUUUUGUAACACCGAUUAAAGAAUCAUCGGUCAAUAAAUACAGAAUCUACAGAUCUAAUUUUGUUGACGAAAUCGUAGUAGCUACUGCAACCUAUGCUCAAGAUGAUCUGCCAUUAUUACACUCUCAAGAAAUUACAAGGAACACUUCUAUAAAACCCUCACGUGUAUCUAUAAAAGAAUCUAAACCGUCUAAAAUGUCAGACACGGACUCGGAGACAGAGGCCAAAGAAACGAAACAUCCACGUAGGACAUCAAAAGAGUCCGCCCAGGAAUCGAAAGGUUCUAAAAGAGAUACAAAAGAUUCCAGACGAGGUUCGGACGAAUCGAAGAAAAGGCAAGAACGAAAAGAAUCGAAAAAGGAACGCAAACCAUCUUUGGAACAAUCGGAAUCAAUAGCGACGAAAGACCGGAAAAGUUUAUCGGAAAAAAAUAAAUCGAAAGAACGAAGAAGUACUAUGGAAACUAAAAAAUCGAUUGAUUCGAAAAAAUCCAAAGUAUCGAAAACAUCUGAGAAACGUAAAGUAAAAGAAGAGCCUAUUCAAGAAGUAACUGAAACGGAUAUUACCGAAGAUACAGACCAAUCAGUUACAACAAGAACGUUGGAAACGACUUCUGAUAGCUCUUCUGAGGGCUCUGGAUAUGAUACUUCAGAAGAAAAAUGUCCUACAAAGAACAAAUGUUCCAAAACUGACAAAUCUUCAUCUACAGCUUCUAUUUUGAAAUCUUCCACUUCCUCAAAGUCUAAAGAAUCCAGUACGGAUACAUACAUUUGCGCCUGUCACAUCCACGCCAAUGGAGAACAACAAAAUACAGAAAACAUCAGAUGUAUGUGUCCGCCUUCCUACUGCCCUCGUUGCGAGACCAAAAAAACACCAGUGGUAGUAACAUGUCCUUUCAUAACGGCUUGUAUGACAGGCGAAGAGGGUCCUAAUGAAAUGCCUAGAAAUAGUGACCGUACCUGUCCCUGUACAACAGCGAUCAUAAAUGAUAUAAUGAAAAACCAGAAUCAAAAAAACAAUUGUGACAAGGGCACAGACAACCGCGUCAGGAGCACCACUGAAGACCAAAAACUAUUAUGCGACUGUUAUACAAGCACUUCUUCCACGGGAUACACAUCAGGUUCAGAUUCCAACGGCAACAUGCAACGGGGAGAUUGCCCGGCUAAAGGUAAUGUGAGGUACGCCAUCACAAAAAUUACGGAAUACGGAAGGUUUACUACUUUUGAAGUAAUGAAGAGUACCAAGAAAGUGCCGAAGUUUAUGCCAAAAGGUUUAGAAGGAGUUUUUGUACUAAAACAUAAGUCUUAAAUGUUUAAAGAGUCUGUAGAAUUUUGUGGCAAUAUAAUUUUGACACUUGUGGAAACCUAAUAAACGGUUUUUAAAGAU
This is a messenger RNA of Psylliodes chrysocephalus, 2819 nucleotides long. Lineage: Eukaryota; Metazoa; Arthropoda; Insecta; Coleoptera; Chrysomelidae. The record is from the annotation of a GenBank genome assembly.